Monosiga brevicollis MX1 is the source of this 2952-nucleotide messenger RNA. RefSeq lists its product as uncharacterized. NCBI's taxonomy places the organism in Eukaryota, Choanoflagellata, Craspedida, Salpingoecidae. Bases 1 to 2952 code for a protein of 983 amino acids. The transcript is spliced from 22 exons. Gene Ontology annotation, biological process: lipid metabolic process; phosphatidylinositol-mediated signaling. Gene Ontology annotation, molecular function: phosphatidylinositol-4,5-bisphosphate phospholipase C activity; calcium ion binding. The record is from RefSeq and is a predicted model, not a curated record.
AUGGCGUCCUACGAGCACGCCGAGUUUGUGCCAGCGGUGCCCCCGCCCAUGCGCACGGAUCGACCCAUUCUAAAGAGCACCUCUAGCUCAGCUCCGUCCUCUCAGCGCUCAUCAUACAAGAAGUCGGUCAAGUUUACCGUGGACGCGCGCGAGUUUAGUCGUGAUGACCUGCCUCGUCUCAAUGAAGUGGCUGAUGUGAUUCAGGAGCUCUUCCGCGGCUCAGUCAUGCUAAAAGUACGCGGCCACAAGCUUUACGAACGAUACAUCUUCUUCGAACCUGAGCGUGAGCAAGUUACCUGGUUUUCCAAGAAGAACAACGCCACGCGAUCGAUCCCAAUUCGUGAUUUCACCAAGAUUCAUCCAGGAAAAGGCGCUGCUGGCUUUAAUACACCUGAAGCGGCUGAUGCAUCCACAAAGCAGCAAAGCAUGCGCCGACAAUGGAUCAAGCAGACCUUUGACCAGUUUGAUACUGACAGCGAUGGCCAACUUUCCAAAGCUGAGACCCUUGAGGCCACCAAGGCUCUGCUCAACAACAUCGAUAGCGAGCAUCUUGAAGUCUUUGUUAACAAUCUUUUUGAGCGCCUGGAUCUUGAGCAGCGCCUCAACUCAGGACAACCCUUGUCUCCUCGACCCAGCAUUCCAGGCACGCCAGAGACUUCACCGGCUAUCGAAGAUGGCGCAAUUACGCCUGCUGCGGCCUCCACCCCGCCCACCGCCACCCCUUCGGAUGUGGUUUUCGAAGAUCAGACUGUCGCAGAUGGUGACGAGGCUUCCACUGCAAAUGGCAAGCAGGAUGAAGCAAAGAUCAACGGAGCAGAGAAUACCAAUGGCCACGCUCUUGACGUGCCUCCCGCAGAUGAAAUUCUUCCCCUUGGUGCCGAUGACUCAUUCCGCUGCACCUUUGACCAGUUUUUCGCCCUCGUAACUCGUCUAAAAACUCGGCGUGAGGUCUUUAUGCUGCUGCAAAAAUAUGCCAAGGACGGUCAAAUCAUCGAAGCUUCCAGUCUGCGUCUGUUUCUUGAACUCGAGCAACAUGUGUUGCUGAAUUCACUCUCAGAGGCAGAGCAGCUCAUUGCUCAGCACGAGCCCAUCGAAGCCAACCGCCAUGAGCAUCGCUUUGGGCUUGACGGCUUUACAGAGUUUCUGCAGCAACACGAACAUGUUGUUUCCCACGAAGUUGCCACGCCAAUCAAGUGGUCUAGUCCCUUGCAUCAUUACUACUUUGCUGCGUCUCACAACAGCUACUUGGCUGGUGGUCAGAUUCAAGGUGUGUGCACACCAGACGCCGUCAAAAACGCUCUAGACAUGGGCGCACGCAGCCUUGAAAUCGAUAUCUGGCACGCGGACGGCAAACUGCAAGUUUACCAUGGCCAUACCCGCACCACACCAUGUGAAGUGGAGGAUGUGCUCAAGAUCAUCAAGGACCACGCAUUUGCCGACACGGACGCACCCUUGCUCUUGAUCAUGGAAAUGCAUGUCGACGACAUUGAGCUUCAAAGGCAGCUCAUCGAAUCGAUCAAGAGUCAUCUGGGCUCAAUUCUUUACGUCCCUGAUGCUCAGCGUGGCAAUCGCCUACCUCUUUUGGAAAAGGUGCGCGGCAAAGUUUUCAUCGCCAGCCAAAAGCUCGGCGCUCGCGAAGAGGCUCAAGAUGAGCCAGUCGAUGUGCUCGAGUACGACGAGUUCUCCUUUUAUGCCGAUGUCAAGAAAAAGCGCAACAAAAAGAAUAAGAAGAUCAAAGAUGAACCCCGAAAGAUCCCGGUCCUUCCAGGCUCUCGUGACUUUGGCACAAAAACCCGUGAUAUUGGCUUGCACAUCAACAACGGCCGCUUCCAACGCACCCGCGGUCUUGUCGAAAAGCCCUUUUUUCUCUCUCAUGCCGGCACUGAGUUCAACCCCACUUGGACUGUCUCUGAGGUCUUGGCCAAGCCCGAGCAUGCCGUUGCUGCGACGCGAGCCCUGGAUGUGACCAUCAUUAGUGCGCAGAACUUGCAGCCAUCACCGGAUGCCAAGGCUGCUCAGCCCAACCCCACCCUCCGCGUCAUCGAUCCUUACGUUCACAUCGAGAUUCUGGGUCUGCCACGCGAUCGAGAGGCUCACACUACCCGAGCCUUGGACAAUAAUGCCAUUGAUCCAUAUUGGAAUGAAUCGUGCAAAUUUGUCGUAACCUGUCCACCCUCGGCCCUCCUUCAAAUCUUGGUGUUGGAUGAUGACAUUGUGCAUGACAACUUUUUGGGGACUGCUGUGCUUCCGUUCGAAGCAUUACAACCGGGCUAUCGCACCGUUCAGCUCUACGACCGCCAAGGCCGUAUCAUCGAGAAUUCGACUGUAUUUUUAAAGCUGGAUUUUGAGUCAUCGUCGCCGCAUCAAAUUCUGGAGGAACGCCAAGUGCAGAUGACGCUAGAGGAAGAGCUGCGCACAAACAAACCUGGUCGCCCAGCGCUCUCCAACAAACAAGGUAGCCGACGAGCAUCAAUCAUUCUCGAUGCGGACUUUGAGGCCCCGACGCUGGAAAUGGUCGGGCACGAGCAGCUGGACAAUUUGUUUGGAAAUUGCAAUACGGCCAUUCUCGAACUCAAGGCUUACCAGAGCGAACUCGAGCGCAACAAUGCUGACAUUAUUGCCAGGUCCGGACUCAAGGGCAACAAGGCGGCCUUGGAACUUGCCAUGGACAAACUUGCAUCCAAGAUCAGCGGGGUCAAGUAUCGCGUUGUGAGCAGGACGCCGGCUCUAGACGUCGAAAUUGUUGAUGAAUCGACCGUCACAGCCUCGGCCCAAGGAGCACUGGACAUCAUGCACAAGCUCUGUGAGGUCAUUCGCGGGCGCCUGCUGCGCACAAUGGAAAUGGCCUCCACCUUCCGAGGCCUUGCCAUGCAAGUUGAUGAGGUCGAAGACACAAUUGAAGAGGUCAGUGCGCUCGGUGCUUAUUCGUUUCGAGUGGUGAUGUGGAGUUGA